This is a messenger RNA of Arachis duranensis, 2244 nucleotides long. RefSeq names its product SUN domain-containing protein 4. The record is from RefSeq and is a predicted model, not a curated record. Gene Ontology annotation, cellular component: membrane; cytoplasm. The transcript has 5 exons. Gene Ontology annotation, biological process: protein folding in endoplasmic reticulum. NCBI's taxonomy places the organism in Eukaryota, Viridiplantae, Streptophyta, Magnoliopsida, Fabales, Fabaceae. Bases 434 to 2209 code for a protein of 591 amino acids.
AAUAAGGUAGAAGCUCAUGUAUGGUAGAUGGCGAAGGAAGGGUGAUGCUUACACGCGCGCUUGCUUUGCGUGUGACUUAACUCGCAAUCAUUCUCCAUCUGCUUCUCAAGCAACACACAGCAGAGCCAAAUUCACAGAUCCCCCAAUCCGUCAACGCCAAAAUCCUUCGGUUUUUUAUGAAACUUGAAACCAACCCUAACCCAAUCCCAUAUACUUAGGUCACAACACAAUUGCAUAAUCCCCUUUCUCGAUCCAAUUUUCACAUAUCAUAUUAUAUUAUCCUUCUAAUGUGAUCGUUUCAGCUUCCUCUCUCUCAGAUCCAACUUCUCCCUUUUCAGUUUCCUUCUUUUCUUAAUCCGUUUCCUGUGGCAAACUAAUUAACAGGGGUUUAAUUUAGUUGUUUUAUUGGGUACUGAGUUUGGAUUGAUGUACAAUGCAGAGAACUCGUAAAGCUCUUCUGUUGGAAAGAAGAGCUUUUGGUUUAGAAAAGCCUAAUAAGAAUAACACAGAUGGGAGCAAACAACAACAGUUGUAUAAAGUUUCAAUCUCAUUGGUAUUUGUUCUCUGGGGCUUAAUCUUACUCUUCAGCUUGUGGAUUAGUGGCGGCCAUGGUUACUCCGAACAUCCACUUGGUGUAUCAAACUGGAAUGAAGAUAAGCAUGGACAGUGUAAAAUAUCUCAUUCUGCUUUUGAUUUUUUUAUCAAAGCAAAUGAUGCUUACAUUUCUUCUGAGGCUAUACAUGGUGUUGAGUCACUCCCCAAUGAAGAGAGCCGAGAUUUUGCUGUAACUGAUCCUAUUAACAAGGAAACUUCUCAUUCUCCUGCUAGAGAGGAACCUGUAUUGGAGAGUCAUCAAUCUGCUGCCAAACUUGAAGAAAAUUUAACUUGGGAUGUGCCUCUUGGUCUCGAUGAAUUCAAAAGCAGAGCAAUUAGUUCAAAAACUAAAUCUGGCGGUAGUCCAUCUGUAAGUGUAAUACAUAGAGUGGAGCCUGGUGGUGCUGAAUACAAUUAUGCUUCAGCAGCUAAGGGUGCAAAAGUGUUAGCUUCUAACAAAGAAGCCAAAGGUGCCUCUAAUAUCUUAAGCCGAGACAAAGAUAAAUAUCUUCGAAAUCCAUGUUCUGCUGAAGAGAAAUUUGUCGUUAUUGAACUCUCAGAAGAAACCUUAGUAGAUACAAUAGAGAUAGCUAAUUUUGAGCACCAUUCUUCCAAUUUAAAAGCUUUUGAACUGCAUGGAAGUUUGGUCUAUCCAACGGAUGAUUGGGUUUUCCUUGGGAAUUUCACAGCCUCAAAUGUGAAGCAUGCUCAAACGUUUGUUCUUCAGGAACCAAAAUGGGUGAGAUAUCUAAAAUUGAAUCUUCAAAGCCACUAUGGUUCAGAAUUUUACUGCACACUGAGUGUGGUUGAAGUUUAUGGUGUGGAUGCUGUUGAGAGGAUGCUGGAGGAUUUGAUAUAUACUCAAGAUAAUUUAUUUGCAUCUGGAGAGGGUAAUGGUGACAAGAAGACAGUAUCACUUCAUCCUAACCCUGCUGAGAGUGAAAAUAUACAACAGAAUGCUUCCGAGGGGAUCUACUCUGACCCUGCUUCAGAUAUCUCUUCUGCAAGUCAUGGAACUGUAAAUAGUAAUGUUCCUGAUCCGGUUGACGAAAUCCGUCAGCAAGUUGGCAGGAUGCCUGGGGAUACUGUUCUCAAGAUUUUAAUGCAGAAAGUUCGUUCUCUAGACUUAAAUUUAUCUGUCCUGGAGCGGUAUUUGAAAGAUUUGAAUUCUAGAUAUAUCAAUAUUUUUAAAGAUUACAGAAAAGAAAUAGAAGAAAAAGAUAUACUUCUACAGAAGUUCAAAGAAGACGUUAGGGAACUCCUUGAACAGCAGGAUAUUUUGAUCAAAGAGGCUAGUUAUCUAAAUACCUGGAAGUCCCAUAUUUCCAUACAGAUGGAUCAUCUUCUCAAAGACAAUGCUGCUUUGAGAUCUGAGGUUGAAAAGGUCAGGGAGAAGCAGGCUUCUUUAGAGAACAAGGGUGUAGUGGUCUUUUUCAUUUGUUGUAUAUUUGCAAUGGUAGCUAUAUUACGGCUAGCUCUGGAUAUGACUGCAAGUGUCUAUAGAGUACUAAGUGUUAAUAGAACACUUCAUUCCAUGAAAUUUUGUAAUGGUAGGUAUCCCUGGUAUCUCUUAUUGUUUAGUUGUAGUGUUAUUAUUUUCAUAUUAACUUUGUGAUAUCUCAUUUUUGAAAAUAUAUUAUUUUUGUGUUA